Messenger RNA from Botrytis cinerea B05.10, 1040 nucleotides. RefSeq lists its product as hypothetical. Lineage: Eukaryota; Fungi; Ascomycota; Leotiomycetes; Helotiales; Sclerotiniaceae. The transcript has a single exon. The coding region runs from base 217 to 927 and encodes 236 amino acids. The record is from RefSeq and is a predicted model, not a curated record.
GAGUAAGAAUUUUCGUUUUAGGUGUUUGAUCAUCAGAGAAUAUCAUGGUUCUAUCUUUCCAUGGCCUUUAAAGUCAACCAAGUGGUAGUCAUUCUAUUAAAGCAUCAGGCAUACCCAUCUCCCAUUCAUUUGUAAUCGUUCUUUAGAACCCAAGCUUCGCGAAAUACCAUUGAGAUCAAACCGACUCUCCCACACAGCCUAAUCAAAUUCUGAACCAUGAACACCAUGCGCAACCUCUUUCCUCACCCUCAAACUUUCUUCCCCAGCCGUUCUCGGCAGACUAGCAAUACUAGUAAGCCGUACCAUCGUGUUCCAGGAUGGUAUUACCAUCCCGAAUCUGCUUCUUCGCCAAUCAAAUUAUCGUCCGAGGAUGUGAGCUCUUCACGGCGACGACGACGACAGCAGAGUAACAGUUAUGAGUACAGUCCUAGCUUAUCAGCCAGGAAAGGCGAGAAGACAAGAAGCAGAAGGAGAGGUGAAGCGGAUUUUUCAAGACGUGGAAGAGCUGAAGCUUUUUCGAAACAAUACGGUGAAGGAAGUGGGGUGUUUGCAACUCCGCUAAAUGGAAGGAAGAGUAUUGAGAAUAUGGAAAGAGAGAGGGAGGUGGAAAUGGAAUUGGAGAUUCAGAGGAGAAUAGACGGGAUAACGGAAUUGCAGGAUGCAAUAUGUCGGGAACAGGAGAGGAUUGAGGAUGAAUGGAGGUUUCUUGAGAGGGCGUGGGAGGUGCUGGGAGAAAGGAGGGAUGCGGAGAGGUGGAGAGAGAGAGAUUUCAAAGAAUGGAUGUUGGCGGAAAGAAGCUUGAGUGAAGGGAGUGGUCGAGUUGGAAGCGAUCGCAGUGGUCAAAACGGUCGACAAUAUAGAUGGUGGAAUGAAGAGAGAUGGGAGGAUACGGAAGCUGGUAGUCCGGGUACGAGGGGAUUGUAUUAGAAGUAAAAGAGAGAAGAAUGAUAUCUGUAAUCUGCCAUCUCCGUAAGUAUAUGUUGCUUCUUUAGCAAAUCUCCCAUUCGAGAUCAAGAUUGAAUUGAUGGUUUCUGAUGACA